Molecule: messenger RNA, 4340 nt
Organism: Oryzias melastigma (Indian medaka)
Lineage: Eukaryota; Metazoa; Chordata; Actinopteri; Beloniformes; Adrianichthyidae
Gene: nlgn1
Product: neuroligin 1
Exons: 11
Coding region: 1788-4340 (850 amino acids)
Biological process (GO): chemical synaptic transmission; postsynaptic membrane assembly; neuron cell-cell adhesion
Cellular component (GO): synapse; cell surface; postsynaptic specialization membrane
Molecular function (GO): neurexin family protein binding; signaling receptor activity
Source: RefSeq, a predicted model, not a curated record
ACAAGAUAAAAAGUUGAAUCAAAAUAAAUAAAAAGCUAAAAAAAAAAAUCAAACUCCAGGCGUCUACAUCCUGCUAAAUUAUUUCUAGCAAAAAUUAUUCAGCAGAAAAACUUCUUCAACUCAAAGAUAUUUUUACAAAAUUUCCAAGGUUUUCGUCUGCACAUGGAGAAGGAGGUCAGUCCAAGAAUGUUCAGGAAACAGUGCCAAGGAGAUCUGGUUUGUGAUGAAUUUUAGUGCACGGCGAUGAACAGUGUCCAAAGUCUGUAAAACCCCUGAGGUUUAUCCCAGACUUGAAGGACACUCUCACUGGCCUUUUUCUGUGGUUUUAAAAGUAAAGCACAACUUACAUCUUAUUUCAUUUGUUAUCUGUUGUGUAUUGCGGUCUUAGUGUGAGUUUACAUGCUAAUUUGAAAGGUGGGGCAGUCAGUAGGGCAUAGCUGCAGUUACAAAAGACAACAUUAACUAUUUGGAAAACUGACCCAGGCAUAAUAAUAUAGAUCAAAUCAAAAAGCGCAAGGGAAGAGAUGUGCUUUCUGUAGAAUGGGAAGCAUUCCUCAGAACAUGCAAACCACAUUUAUCCUCGACACACAGCUUUACAUUUUUAUUCUCAAUGAAUCAUAUUCUGACUUCAUUCUACUUAUUCAAGCUUAUGUCUUAUGCUUCCAUUUAUUUGAUGAUGUUGUCAUUCGACUUACUGCCAGAAAUGACUGACAAUUUCAGGCUGAAAUACCGUCCAAGUCAACAAAAUGCAGUUUAAAUCCCAACCUCUCUCAGAAAUCACCAUAAAGCAAUGAAAAUGAUCCUGUUUAAGAGGCUAUGAGGAUUGUGUCCUUUUGUUUGCUUUGUGUUCAGUUAGGAUUUCUUUUUUUCCUGUUACAGUCUCACCUGGUUUCAUUGGAUAAUUAUCCACAGCUGUCUUCAAUGAAGUUAAUCCUCCUCAGUGUGUUUAAGUGUCUGGUUUUCCACUCAUCUGUUAUGGUUCCUCUUUGAAAUAUCUAAAUCUUUAAUAUAUCUACCACUUUUAUACAUCAAAGAUAUAUAAAAGUAUACUCUUUGUUUCACAUUUUUUCUUGUUUUGGUAAUUAUUGAACCUUUUAGUCUGGUAUUUUGGAUAAUUUUUUCUCCUGUUUAUGGCAGAAGCAAAAUGUCUUCAGCUUAAAAAAAAUACUUUGACUUUUUAAAAAAUUUUUUAAUUUUUUAUUAUUAUUAUUAAAAAAAAAAUAAAAAAACUUUUUUUUUUCUGCCAUGGAACCAUCCUGGAUGAAUGACUCUGCACUGACAUCUAAUGACAAACAAAAGGGUUUGAGUCUGGACUUCAUCCAUCAUAAGCCGACUACAACUACUUCAGAAACCUUACCUACCCUGGCCUCUGUCACCGAAAUCUCAGCUCAAAGGAUGGAGACCCUCAGCGUUGACGGGCUGUUGCACCCUCUGACAAGGGAUGCCUAAAGAUGAAUGUGCUCUUCUCGACGGCAGAGGUUGUUGACAUGACCUUUCUUGGGAGUGUUUUCCAGACUGUGAGACAUGUUUAUAAGUUUUCCCCUCAUCAAGAAGGAGGAAACUUGAUGGCUGCUACACCUUCUUUGGAUAGUUUCUGUUUCCUGGGCUUUAAAGAAAGGAUCCUCAGCUACCACGACCAUCAGCUGCUCCGCUGUUAAUCUCUUUUGGAUUUAUUUAAGCCUUGAGUUUGUCAUUGUAGCUGGGUGGCAUAGGUGCAAGAAAGGACGUUUCUCUCAACUCUGGAAGGACAAUAAGCACAAAACAUUUUCAAAAGGAGGCCCAUAAGCAUGUCCCGAUUGGGACACUGUUCAAGUACUGGUUUUAAUUGCCUUCAAACUCUCACAACAAUGGGAUGUGUACGACUCAGAGGUUUACGGAGCACAGGAUGGUGGGUGUCCACAGGCCUGCUGCUUGUUGCAGUGUUGGGUCAGAAACUGGAUGAGAACGACCCGGUGGUCAUCACCAGCAGUGGCAAGAUCCGAGGGAUAAAGAAGGAGCUCAACAACGAGAUCCUCGGUCCUGUUGUUCAGUUUCUAGGGGUUCCCUAUGCUGCUCCACCCACCGGCGAACGCCGCUUUCAACCUCCAGAGCCCCCUCUGUCCUGGUCAGACAUCCGCAACGCCACGCACUUUGCCCCAGUGUGCCCUCAGAGCAUUGUGGAGGGCCGCCUCCCGGACGUCAUGCUCCCAGUGUGGUUUACCAACAGCAUUGACGUGGUCUCCACUUACGUCCAGGACCAGAGCGAGGACUGCCUCUAUCUCAACAUCUACGUCCCUACAGAGGAUGGUCCCCUAACAAAGAAACACACUGAUGAUUUAGGUGAUAAUGACCGCACGGAUGAUGAAGACAUUAGAGAGAGUGGAAGCCCCAAGCCGGUGAUGGUGUUUAUCCACGGGGGCUCCUACAUGGAAGGAACCGGAAAUAUGUUUGACGGCAGCAUCCUGGCCAGCUACGGGAAUGUGAUUGUCAUUACCGUUAACUACCGUCUGGGCGUCCUAGGAUUCCUGAGUACUGGUGACCAGGCUUCUAAAGGGAAUUACGGCUUGUUGGACCAGAUCCAGGCUCUUCGUUGGACCAGUGAGAACAUAGCAGCCUUCGGGGGCGACCCAUUGCGGAUCACCGUUUUCGGCUCUGGUGCUGGAGCUUCCUGUGUGAACCUGCUAACUCUGUCUCACUACUCUGAGGGCAACCGCUGGAGCAACUCCACCAAAGGUCUCUUCCAGCGGGCCAUUGCUCAAAGCGGAACAGCCCUCUCCAGCUGGGCUGUCAGUUUUCAGCCCGCCAAGUACGCCCGGAUGCUGGCCCGUAAGGUGGGGUGUAACCUGGAGGACACUGUGGAGCUUGUGACGUGCCUGCAAAAAAAACAUUUUAAAGAACUUGUGGAUCAAGACAUCCAGCCGGCCCGCUACCAUAUUGCAUUUGGACCUGUUAUAGAUGGAGACGUAAUACCUGAUGACCCACAAAUACUAAUGGAGCAAGGUGAAUUUCUCAACUAUGAUAUAAUGCUGGGAGUAAACCAAGGAGAAGGCCUUAAGUUUGUGGAGCUCAUUGUCGACAAUGACAACGGCGUUCAGGCUAAUGACUUUGACUACGCUGUAUCCAGCUUUGUUGAUGACCUCUACGGCUACCCAGAAGGCAAAGACAUCCUGAGAGAAACUAUCAAGUUUAUGUAUACCGACUGGGCAGACAGGCACAACCCAGAAACCCGCCGGAAAACACUUCUGGCACUUUUCACCGAUCAUCAGUGGGUGGCACCAGCUGUCGCCACAGCUGACCUGCACUCUAGUUUUGGAUCCCCUACCUACUUUUAUGCUUUCUACCAUCACUGUCAAACAGAGCAGGUUCCGCCCUGGGCAGAUGCUGCUCAUGGAGACGAGAUUCCGUAUGUGUUUGGGCUGCCAAUGAUUGGACCCACAGAACUGUUUCCAUGUAAUUUCUCCAAGAACGAUGUGAUGCUCAGCGCCGUGGUCAUGACCUACUGGACCAACUUUGCCAAGACAGGGGACCCAAACCAGCCUGUCCCUCAGGACACCAAAUUCAUCCACACAAAGCCGAACCGUUUUGAGGAAGUGGCAUGGACUCGAUACAACCAGAAAGAUCAGCUGUAUCUGCACAUUGGCCUGAAGCCACGGGUCAAAGAGCACUAUCGUGCCAAUAAAGUCAACUUGUGGCUGGAGUUGGUUCCUCAUCUUCACAGCCUCAAUGAGGUGACCCAGCUCAUUCCCACCACCACCAAGCUCCCUCCACCAGAAGCAACCAACCGCACACCAAAGACCACAGUUCUGGUGACCAAGCGUCCAAACCCCACCCCAUUCCCCACCAAGACCCAGGACAGCCACAACCAACCUCAUCUGGUAGACCAGCGAGACUACUCCACUGAGCUGUCCGUGACCAUCGCUGUGGGCGCCUCCCUGCUUUUCCUCAACAUCCUCGCCUUUGCUGCUCUCUACUACAAAAAGGACAAGAGGCGACAUGACGUCCACAGGCGCUGCAGUCCCCAGCGGAGCACAGCCAAUGAUCUGGCCCACACUCAGGAGGAGGAGAUCAUGUCUCUGCAGAUGAAGCAGCACUCGGACAUGGACCGAGACUGCAGGGGCGUCAGUGACUCUCUGCACCCACAUGAUGUGGUACUGAGGACUGCCUGUCCACCGGACUACACCCUGGCUAUGAGGCGUUCGCCAGAUGACAUCCCGCUCAUGACGCCAAACACCAUAACCAUGAUCCCCAGCACCAUGGGAGGGCUCACCUCGCUCCACUCUUUUAACACCUUUCCCAGCAGUGGACAGAACAAUACCCUGCCUCAUCUGCACCCUCAUUCACAUUCCACGACCCGGGUAUAG